AUGCCACCGCCAAAAACUGCUCUCCUAUGUGUCCUCGAGCUCCCACUUCUACCUCUCCUCGAGCUCCGACUACACCUUCUCCUUGUGCUCCGGCUGCUGCUUCUCCUCGAGCUUCCACCGUUAGAGCUCUGCUAUCUUCUGUCCUUCUCCCGUGCCCCUACUGUUGCUGCUCCUAUGCACUCUGAAGGGAAGGUACAAACCGGAAGAUCUUGGGGUGUUGGGCAUGGAGGGUCGUCCGAAGGGAGCAAGACGGCUCAGCUUUGUCCCUCGUCCUGCUGCUACCCUCCUUCCCAUCCAGGUCGCUCGUUCUGCUCCAGGACAUCGCCGUUGUCGUACUCCUCAUUUGACCUUGCAAGGGGGAGACUUUAGCUUGCUGUCGUUGUUGGGUCCCCCGGUUCUCGCAGCAUCUGUGGCUCCCAUCGUCUUUGGUUGGUGGUGGUCCGGAUCCGGUGCGUCGGGCCUCGCAGCCGCCGUCAGCCUCGCCGGAUCCGAUGCAGGCGGAGCAGAGUGCCAUAGCCCGUGGGAAAAUGAAGGACUUUUUCUCGAUAAAGGGAGGGAAAGCUGGGGAGGCAAGUGAGUGGGAGCUGCGCGAAUAGGAGGGAGCAGCGGAGGAGGCACCUGCACCGGUGGAGGAGGAUGCAGUUGCGGCGGGAAGCACCGGAGCUCCGGCGGAGGGGGCCAGGGCAACUAGGGUGGUGGACUCCUCGUUGUGUGAGAUGAGGCGGACUGUGACUUUUGUCGGGAGAAGUUGGAGUUAAAAAAAAAAAAAUCCCUAGCGACAAGAAUUACAGGACGGAGGGAGUAUAUUAUUCGUUAUGUGGCCUAGAAAAGAAAUCGAUUGAGUUAUAUAUACUCUUUUCUUUUUUUCCUUUCUUUUUUUUUGUAAAUACUACUCAUGAUAAUAUAAAAUUAUCAUAUAA
Messenger RNA from Hordeum vulgare subsp. vulgare (domesticated barley), 920 nucleotides. RefSeq lists its product as uncharacterized. The coding region runs from base 1 to 369 and encodes 122 amino acids. The record is from RefSeq and is a predicted model, not a curated record. Lineage: Eukaryota; Viridiplantae; Streptophyta; Magnoliopsida; Poales; Poaceae. The transcript has 2 exons.